Neurospora hispaniola is the source of this 2763-nucleotide messenger RNA. RefSeq lists its product as uncharacterized. Gene Ontology annotation, biological process: ribosomal small subunit biogenesis. Gene Ontology annotation, cellular component: nucleolus. Bases 1 to 2763 code for a protein of 920 amino acids. Gene Ontology annotation, molecular function: protein binding; RNA binding. The record is from RefSeq and is a predicted model, not a curated record. Lineage: Eukaryota; Fungi; Ascomycota; Sordariomycetes; Sordariales; Sordariaceae. The transcript has 2 exons.
AUGGCACCCUCCAUGAGGAUAAAGGCUCCAAAAUUGCCUGACAACCUCCUGAAGGAGCUCGGCGUAGAAGGGUUCUCCGACGAAAUCCUAACUCUUGCAGAACAAUCUCACGGAGGUCGCAAGAAUCAAUUCCAAUCUAGAAAGGAUCGACGUAAAGCAGAGAGAACACAGAAAAGGAUCCACCGCACCUCGUCUACAAGAAGUUACCAUACCGAGCGCGCUACAGCCCCAAAAUCACAGAAGAAGGUCGAUGCCGCAUCGACAAAGGAAGCAAAGGAACCCAAGCCCAUCUUGAAGAACGGGAAGAAACGACCAUUGGAGGAUGAGGAUGAAGAUGUUGCCCUCGAAGAGAACGAUAAUGAGGGUUUCGAUGACGAGGGCGACAUCGAUCUUGACGAGGACGAGGACGACGAGCUAGACCUCGACGAAGAAGACGACAAAGACGGCGAAGACGUGGACGACGAAGAGGAAAGUGAUAUCCCAGCACAAAUCAUAUCGAAGUCGCAGCCAAAAAUUUCAAAAACUGUCAUGGAACGAUUGGCGCAAGACGACAAGGAGAUCGCCGACCUCGAAAAGAAGCUCGGCAUCAAGGGACGCAAAUCGCUUCCCAAGUCCUUCCAGGAGGAUGGUCUUCUUGAUCUACUAGAAGGCCUCCCUGGCGUAGACGACGAAACAGCCGAGAAAAGGAAGCGGAAGUCUGAAGCGGAUGAGUGGCUUGCGGCGAAAAGGAGGAAAGCGGAAGAGGCGAAGAAGACGAAGGAUUUCGAACUAGACGAGGAAGAAAAUGAAGUCUCCGAACUGGACGAGGAGGACGAUGGCUUGGACGAUCUCUUAGAGGGAUUGAACUCUGACGAAGACAACGACGUUGACCAAGACGAAGACAUGGUCGAAGGCGAUUCCGAUGAAGAUGGAGAAGAAGACAGCAUCUCGGGCGAGGAUAAGGGUGAGUUUGGAGGAUUUGACGAGGACGACGACGAGGACGAAUCCGACAACGACGAAGAAACGCUACAAAAGCCGCCAGAACGAGUCCGCGAAAACCCAUAUGUUGCGCCCACAACUGGGCGGACUGUAGUAAAAUACGUGCCACCAUCGAAGCGACAGGAGGCGGGCUCAGAAGCGGAGUUGGUGGCCCGCAUUCGCCGUCAAACACAAGGUCUCAUCAACAGGAUGACAGAGUCUAAUCUUUUAUCCAUCAUUAUGGACUUUGAAAGGCUUUACCGCGACAACCCGCGACAACAUCUUACGUCGAACAUUGUCGAUCUCCUACUCAUUCAGGUGUGCGAGCCAACGACGCUGCCUGAUACGUUGCUCGUGCUUACCGCGGGUUUCGCUACCGGUAUCUUCAAGGUGAUUGGUAUGGACUUUGGCGCACAAUUAAUCCAAGAAGUGAUCGAGCGAUUUGAUAGGCAUUAUGAAGAGGCCAAAGAGGCUGCAAAGGAGCGGCCAGACGUACCGAAACAGACAUCCAACCUCAUCACUUUCCUAUCCGAACUCUAUAACUUUCAACUCGUGGGCCCUAACUUGCUCUUCGAUUUCAUUCGAAUCCUUUUGGGUGAUCUGUCGGAGCUGAACGCGGAACUUUUGCUCAGGAUUGUGCGCAUCGCUGGCCCAGCCCUCCGACAAGAUGACCCCAUGUCUGUCAAGGACAUUGUUACCCUUAUCCGCCCGGCUGUUGCCAAGAUCGGAGAGAAGAACCUCAGCGUCAGAACUAAAUUCAUGAUUGAGACCAUCAACGACCUGAAAAACAACAAGAUGAAGACGGGUCUAGGCGCUUCCGCCGUUCUCACGGAGCACACAACCAAGAUGAAGAAGCUUUUGGGCACCUUGAAAACCAUCAAGACGGCCGAGCCUUUGCGAAUGACCCUUGCCGAUAUACGCGAUGCGGACAAGAAGGGCAAAUGGUGGCUUGUAGGCGCUAGCUGGGCAGGCAAAGAUAAGGACAGUGACAAGAAGCCAUUGACUCAGGACGGUGUCAUACAGGAUAGCGUUGACUCGGACGACGAAAGCUUUGUCUUGGAGGAUGUCGAGGACAUGCCUGACCUCGGAGAACUUGCCAGAGAGAACCAGAUGAACACGGACGUGCGCCGGUCCAUCUUUGUGUCGAUAAUGUCCGCCACGGACUACGAGGAUGCCUACUACCGCAUCCUCAAAUUGCGCCUGAACAAGGAGCGACAGAGAGAGAUUCCAUACGUGAUCAUCCAGUGUGCCGGCGCAGAGCAGGUCUACAACCCAUACUACACCUUGGUGGCCAAGAAGCUUUGCGGGGAUCGCAAAAUCCGGUGGUCGUUCCAAGACGCGCUCUGGAAGCUAUUCAGGCGUCUCGGAGAGUCAGUUUUUGGCGAUGACGCGGAGGAUGAGGAGGAUGUAGAUGCGAUGGACAUGCGGCGGCUUGUCAACAUUGCAAAACUGUUCGGGGCCAUGGUGGCAGGUGGAUCGCUAGGGUUGGCAAUUCUGAAAUGCCUCAAUUUGCCUUAUCUACAAACCAAGACACGGGCGCUAGUGGAGAUCCUGCUGAUUACUGUGCUUCUUGAAGCCGGAAAAGGCGGCGACAAGGAUCGGGAUGAGACGAUUACUUCGGUGUUUGUGGCUGUGGAAGGGGUCCCCGAGCUUGCCAGAGGCCUGCAAUGGUUCAUCAAGAAGGUGGUCCGGAAGUCGGAUCUCGCGGGAGGAGCGGCCAACACCAAGCUCGUCAAGGAGGGUUGCAAGACAGCCAUGGCGGCCUUGGAGCAUGCGCUGCUCGCCGCCGAAGGCUUGGUGGAAUAA